CUUCGUUCCGUGUAAAAUCGAAGAACUGGUAGUGUUCGCUCGAUGAAGGCCUUCCAAACGGCAUUGGCGCUAUUCUGUGCCAUCCAUAUGACGACGGAGAAUCCAUGCCUUGGUGCUCCGAUUAGGGGUGGCUACGAGCCUUCGACGGUACAAUCCGACUACUUGAUGGAUCGUGCUGCCGCCGGUGGACUCCGGAGCUCAGUGAGCAGCUGGCAGCCUCGACGGCCCCAUGGGAUGCACAGCCGUGCACAGCUAUGAACGCGGCAUUACCUCAGAGACGUGCCUUGCGCGGAGAUCAUAUAAAGGCGAUCUUGGGUUGCCUGCGCGUUUGUUACGGGCUGCAAGCAGCUCGCUCACAAAGUUCGUCUCUUUCGUAUACAGAGGUGCCGGCCACUUCUUUGCGUGCCAUUAUAACGAAGGACUACUUAGUGUCCACUCGAUGAGGGCCUCCCAGACUCCAUUAGCGCUAUUCUAUGUCGUCCUUAUGACGAUGGCGCAUCUAUGUCUUGGUGCUCCGAUGAGGCGUGGCUACGAGUCGACGAGACAAUUCGAUUACUUAAUGGACCGUGCGGCAGAUGAACUCCAGCCUAGCUCAGCGAGCAGCUGGCAGCCUCGACGGCCCCAUGGUAUGCAAACUCAGGACAAACGUGAGCCGCAACAACUCACCAUAGAACAGCUGGAGGAACUAGGCUUCGGGACGUUGGUUGAUGGGGACAAGAAGGGCAAAUUUGUGUUCACGCCCAUGCCAGUGCCGAGCGAUCCGGCGGCUGCCCUGAGGGCUUACCUGAAAAGGGUAGGGUCGUGACACGACGGGAAUGGACGCACUGCUGUUGUUCUGCUUUGUAUUUCACCAGCCAGUGGGAAUCGGAAAUUUACAGAUCGUCCGAGAGACCAGUGGAGAUUGA
This is a messenger RNA of Postia placenta MAD-698-R-SB12, 905 nucleotides long. RefSeq lists its product as hypothetical. The coding region runs from base 230 to 805 and encodes 191 amino acids. The transcript is spliced from 8 exons. The record is from RefSeq and is a predicted model, not a curated record. NCBI's taxonomy places the organism in Eukaryota, Fungi, Basidiomycota, Agaricomycetes, Polyporales, Adustoporiaceae.